This is a messenger RNA of Acanthosepion pharaonis, 477 nucleotides long. The record is from the annotation of a GenBank genome assembly. Lineage: Eukaryota; Metazoa; Mollusca; Cephalopoda; Sepiida; Sepiidae.
AUGUCUUCAUACAUUUGCAGCCGAACUCGUUCCUCUUUUUUCUUCCCACUUGAGAAUUCCGUCUUCUUUUCACCUGACUUCUUCAUCGGCUCCUCCUCCUCGUUUCCAAACACCUCCCCCAACACACGCUUCCUUCCUCUUUCAUCUCUCCAUGAACCAUCAUCGCCACUCCUCGUUUCUGACCCACGCAAUGACAGUCAGUGGCGUCCCGCCGCCAAAGGGCAUCGAAUUUUCGCGCGCUGCCCUGAUAAUGGCGCGAAGCUGAACGCUUACUCUCACUCUCUUUCUUUCUUUCUUUCUUUCUUUCUUUCUUUCUAUAUAUUACUCUCUUUAUCUACUGCUUGUUUCGUUUUCCAUUCUUUUCUUGCUCUUUUCAAUUCCUUUUCAUCACUUAUUUUAACGGUCCGUAACAUCUUCACAUCUGCAUGUUUUCAGACUACUUCAAAAGAAGAGAAGAAAAUGAACGAAAUUAAAUAG